Hyaloscypha bicolor E is the source of this 959-nucleotide messenger RNA. RefSeq lists its product as uncharacterized. The transcript is spliced from 2 exons. The record is from RefSeq and is a predicted model, not a curated record. Lineage: Eukaryota; Fungi; Ascomycota; Leotiomycetes; Helotiales; Hyaloscyphaceae. The coding region runs from base 99 to 809 and encodes 236 amino acids.
CCUCGGACAAAGGACCUGCCUUUGUUGAAGAUUGUUAGGAGCAUAGUCAAUCAUUGAGAUGCAUUUCUCUUUACCAAAUACCAUGGCUGCAUUCAGUUAUGCUAUCUCUUUGUCUACUCACUAUCUUCACAUUGGUAUCUCCAACGAACAUUAAUCAUCAUGAUUCACAGGCAAUUUCGAGCAAGAAAACCACCCGACUUGUGUCCCAAGCUUCACUUUGGCAGUUCUCAAGCCUCAUCUCCAUCAGAAAAGAAAGCACGAUCCACUUCCUAGAUACCAUGGCUACUUGUGGGCAUGAAGAGUGUUUCGUUGCCACUCCCCCGACUUUGGCAUUCAUGCUCGAAAACUUCCCUGUAGUUACACUAGAUCCGACCAUCGACCACUCGAUUCCGCGAUGCAGACUUUGCGACCUCAUUGCAGCAAGAGCACGAGAAACGGCCGCGGUGUACCCUCCUCCAACAUACUCAAGCGCCAUUGAGAGGCUCCAGAACCAUAUUGCGUCGACGGAGCAGAUGAUUGGUGAAGGUAUUCGGAAAGAAGAACUAGAGGCUACCUUGCCCUCGAUGAAACAAAUGUUGGCAGAUGAGAUUUGGGCUACGGAGUUGAGGAUGCUGGAGGCAUGGAAGGGGCAUUGGGCAAUUUGGGGACAUGGGGAAGGACCUGAGAUGCCUGAUGAGUAUGUGCUUGUUGAGGAAGAAGAGCCAGAGAAUGUCGUGGAAGAGAAACCUAAGUCUUUUGCGGGGAGGAAACGUAAGGCUCCCAUGAAUAUCAAGGGGAGAGCUCUUGCCAAAAAGGCUAAACGGGCCUGAUCGAAAGUUGGAGUUGUAUGGGUAGUGUUGAAUGUCCCGAUUAUUCCGAUUGUUCCUGGUAGAGCGGGUCAAUCUGUAUAGCAACUAAUGCCAGACUUUACAUUGACCGGACACCUCCUUUAAUUUUGAUGAUGAUCAGUGAAACCGGAU